Molecule: messenger RNA, 1582 nt
Organism: Carlito syrichta (Philippine tarsier)
Lineage: Eukaryota; Metazoa; Chordata; Mammalia; Primates; Tarsiidae
Gene: CITED2
Product: Cbp/p300 interacting transactivator with Glu/Asp rich carboxy-terminal domain 2
Exons: 2
Coding region: 55-696 (213 amino acids)
Biological process (GO): regulation of DNA-templated transcription; sex determination; left/right pattern formation
Cellular component (GO): nucleus
Source: RefSeq, a predicted model, not a curated record
ACGUGCGGCGCGGGUCUCACCGUGUGGCCCUCCUUUUCGCUUCCAGGACUGGACAUGGCAGACCACAUGAUGGCCAUGAACCACGGGCGCUUCCCCGACGGCACCAACGGGCUGCACCACCACCCUGCCCACCGCAUGGGCAUGGGGCAGUUCCCGAGCGCCCACCACCACCAGCAGCAGCAGCCCCAGCACGCCUUCAACGCCCUGAUGGGCGAGCACAUACACUACGGCGCGGGCAACCUGAACGCCACGAGCGGCAUCAGGCACGCGAUGGGGCCCGGGACCGUGAACGGAGGGCACCCCCCGAGCGCGCUGGCCCCCGCGGCCAGGUUUAGCAACUCCCAGUUCCUGGGCCCCCCGGUGGCCAGCCAGGGGGGCUCCCUGCCGGCCAGCAUGCAGCUGCAGAAGCUCAACAACCAGUAUUUCAACCACCACCCCUACCCCCACAACCACUACAUGCCGGAUUUGCACCCCGCCGCGGGCCACCAGAUGAACGGGACGGGCCAGCACUUCCGAGAUUGCAACCCCAAUGUCAUAGACACUGAUUUCAUCGACGAGGAAGUGCUCAUGUCACUGGUGAUAGAAAUGGGCUUGGACCGCAUCAAGGAGCUGCCCGAACUCUGGCUGGGGCAGAACGAGUUUGAUUUCAUGACGGACUUCGUGUGCAAACAGCAGCCCAGCCGAGUAAGCUGUUGACUCGGCCGCACCCCCCGGCGCGAGAAAUCAGACCCCGCCCCCGGCCCCUUCGGUGUGAAUUAAAAAAACAAAAACAAAAAGACAUUCCCGUAGACACACGGUAUCUCGCUUUUCAGAUCUUGAAAGGUUUGAGAACUUGGAGACAAAGUAAACUAUAAACUUGUACAAAUUGGUUUAAAAAAAAAAAAAUUGCUGCCACUUUUUUUUCUGUUUUUGUUUCGUUUUUGUAGCCUUGACAUUCACCUUCCUUAUGUAGUUGAGAUAUCUAGCUCACUUGGUCUUUUUCGUUGUUUGUUUUUACCCCUUUCCCUCACUUUCUCCAGUGCUCAACUGUUAGAUAUUAAUCUUGGCAAACUGCUUAAUCUUGUGGAUUUCGUAGGUGGUUUCAAAUGACUGAACUGCAUUCAGAUUUACGAGUGAAAGGAAAAAUUGCAUUAGUUGGUUGCAUGAACUUUGAAGGGCAGAUAUUACUGCACAAACUCUGCCAUCUCGCUUCAUUUUUUUAACUAUGCAUUUGAGUACAGACUAAUUCUUAAAAUAUGCUAAACUGGAAGAUUAAACAGAUGUGGGCCAAACCGUUCUGGAUCAGGAAAAGUCAUACUGUUCACUUUCAAGUUGGCUGUCCCCCUGCCCCCCAUAUGUACAGACAAUAAUAGGGUGUGGAAUGUCGUCAGUGGCAAACAUUUCACAGAUUUUUAUUUUGUUUCUGUCUUCAACAUUUUUGACACUGUGCUAAUAGUUAUAUUCAGUACAUGAAAAGAUACUACUGUGUUGAAAGCUUUUUAGGAAAUUUUGACAGUAUUUUUGUACAAAACAUUUUUUUGAGAAAAUACUUGUUAAUUUAUUCUAUUUUAAUUUGCCAAUGUCAAUAAAAAGUUAAGAAAUA